Anolis sagrei ordinatus is the source of this 2915-nucleotide messenger RNA. Its product is annotated as claudin domain-containing protein 1-like. NCBI's taxonomy places the organism in Eukaryota, Metazoa, Chordata, Lepidosauria, Squamata, Anolidae. The record is from RefSeq and is a predicted model, not a curated record. Gene Ontology annotation, cellular component: membrane.
UCAAAAUUUGUGUUAACAAAACCCAUUGAACUUGGAAGAAUAAAGAAAAAAGAUUAGGCACCAAGUAAUUGUCUUUCAGAACCACAUUCCACAACUAUAGAAAAGAGUGUGUGUUUUUUUCAUUUCAUAUUUUGAAAAACUCAAUUUCCAGACUAUUAAUUAAUAAGCCCCAGAGAAGCCUAUCAUUAAAUAUCUGCCUGCUUGCAUCUUCUCUGCCAUCGGGUGGUUGUCUUAACUAGUGAAGCCGCCAAAUUAUUAUCCCAGGAUGAGUACUUGCCCCGGCUGGUUUUUCUGCUUGUGUUUUCCAAAUCUCCUGAGCCCUGCCUUUAUUUAUUUGCAUCAUUUCCAAGGAGUGCAGCAUCAUUUUUUGAGAAAUAAGAGCUGACACUGGGGACGUCUUGAAGCACAUGAUUUAGACAGAAUGGAUGUGCAAUAGUGUUUUCUUGUUAGUGGUUUGCUUUCUUUUUCUUUUGACCUUGCAUAUGCUCAAUUGGUAUAUUUUACUUUUGAUAAUUUUCCAGGAAGGGAUAUUCAAUCUAAUAUUUGAAAGGUGGAUUCCAAAGAUACUGGGGAAAAAAUGGGAGAAAAAGAAGGCUAAGGUUCAGAUGAAUAUGUCUUGGGCUAGUCGGUUAUUGCUGUUGGAUUCUGUCAUUGCUAUGUUUUAAAAGCAGUUGAUGCACCAUGAGUGAUAACCAUUUUGCUACCGCUCUGGUAAUCGCCUGCAUCCUCAGCUUUAAUUCCACCAUCUUCUUGGCUGCCUCAAUUGGCACAGAUGUUUGGUUUGAAUACUGCAACCCUUCAUCUCCUGAAAACAUCAGUAUGUCUCCUUGUGAUGAAGCCUUCAGAGAAAAUACAAAUGAAGACUUGUAUACAGAAGCUCUCUAUCAAUGGAAUGGUACCAUUGGACUGUGGCAAAAGUGUAUCACCAUACCUGAAAACUCUUACUGGUGCAACUCAACAGGUGAGAUGGUCACAAAGUGUGUCAGUUUUUCUCUUUUGGAUCAAUUCAUGGAAAAAUAUAAUGACCCCAGGAAUCCUAACAGCGGCAGUGAUAUGAUACGGACCUAUCUGUGGCGCUUGCAGUUCUUUCUGCCCUUUGCCAGCCUUGGACUCAUGUGUUUUGGGAUUGUCAUUGGAGUAUGUAUUUGUGCCUGUUUUAGUCUCUACCCUACCAUUACUGUCGGAGUCCUCCACUUCCUAGCAGGUCUGUGCACACUGGGCGCAGUUGGGUGCUAUGCAGCUGGAAUUGAGUUGCUCCACAAGAAGCUAAACCACAUUUCUGUGCCAGGCCAGUUUGGCUGGUCCUUCUGUCUGGCUUGUGUCUCAGCACCUUUGCAAUUUAUGGCCGCUGCCCUUUUCAUAUGGGCUGCACAUAACAACAGGAAAGCAUUCACACUCUUGAAAGCCUAUCAUGUGGCCUAGUAAACCCUUUGUCUUUCCCCAAGUCUCUUGUAAAGAUAGAUAGAUAAUGUUUUGUUUUUAUAUUUUGUUAUAAUGUUGUUGUUUUUUCUGUUUUCUGAUUUAUGCUGUUGUUUAGAUAUUUUAGUGUGCUACAUUUUAAUCAUGUUGAUUGGGCUUGUCCCCAUGUAAGCCGCCCCGAGUCCCUUCGGGGAGAUGGCGACAGCGUAAAAACAUUUACACACACACACAUAUACAGAAGAGACUCGCUUAUCCAACCUUCACUCAUCCAAUGUUCUGAAUUAUCCAAUGCAGUCUGCCUCCCACCAGGAUCCACAGCUGUUUCAAUACAUUGUGAUGGUUUAGUGCUAAAUUCAUAAAUACAGUAAUUACUACAUAACAUUACCGUGUACUGAACUGCCUUUUCUGUCAAUUUGUUGUAAAACAUGAUGUUUUGGUGCAGAAUUUGUAAAAUCAUUACGUAUAUUGACGUUUAAUAGGCUUUUACUGAAUCCCUCCUUAUUAUCCAACAUUUUAGUUAAUCUAACUUUCUGCUGGCCCGUUUAUGUUGGAUAAAUGAGACUCUACUGUAUGUAUACACACACAUGCGCGCGCACACGCACACACACGCCCUUUUGCUCACCCCUCCUUUUUUACUUCCUCCUCAAGUUUACUGCAAGGCCAUGUUGGCCUUUUCAGGUCUUUCCCAUUUUUCAUUUUCUAUGAAAUUGUUUGCAAUUCUGCUUUUAGCGAAAGGGUGUCUUUUUCCUUCUUUAAUCUUCAUAGGACAAGCAGUUUUAGAUCCAUUCCCAUUACUAAGACCUUCACCCACAGAUGAGAAGAGGAAAUAUGGGGCCAUGAUAGGAAAAUUUCCAGCAAAAACCCAGAUUUCCAAAUGACUCCAGGAAGAGCAGAGAUUUUCAAAGGGAUUUCAUAAGCUGUUCGGUUCAUAAUACAUAAAAUACAUUUCACUACCACCCCCUCACUUCCGCGAGUUGUGUCACUGAAUUUCAUCAGUUGAUUUGUUGAUAGAAAGCAAAAAAAUUACCCCUUUCAAAUAUGCUGUCCUUAUCAUGCUCAUGAUCAUAUAUCUUAGCUGAACUUAAAUAGAUUUAGCUAACUCUAAACAUUCUGAGGAAACAAUGCUAGCACAAAAGCAUCUUGAAAUGAAUUGCCAAGAUUGCACAAUCAACAGCAGCUUUUCAAGGUUUUUUUUUAAAAAGAAAUAGUACAUUGUAGGUGUUUGACACAAAAUACAGCAUGGUUUACUGGUCUGAGCAUUGGACUACAACUCUGGAAACCACAGUUGGAAAUUCUGCUUAACCAUGGAAACCCAGUGAGUAACCUUGAGUAAGUCAUGCUCUCUCAGCCUCAGAGGAAGGCAAAAGUACAGCCCGUGAACAAAAUCCACAAUGAUCCAUGAUAGGUCUACCUUAAAGUUACCAUAAGAUGAAAACAUCUUAUGAAGGCACACAACAAGAAAACUUAAAGGCCUUUAGAAUUACCUAGUCUGGAUG